UGGAUUCCACACCACACCACUCCACUCUCCACCUCAGUCACGAAGCCACGGUGGGGGAGACGAGUCAACGUUGAAUCGGUGCGGAGAGUAACAUGUCCGGGUGGAGGAGGUUGUUGUGAGUGUUUCUGUCUUCGUCAACGAAAGUAAAACUUUAAAUGGAUAGCUCAGAGUAUGAGAUGGUGAGAAACAUGACUCUCCUCUUCUUCUUUGAAAAACUACUGGACAAAGGUGGUCCCAGAACCCUCCAUGAUCUUAGUUGUCAAUUUGGAGCUAAGGGUUUCACCAAAGAAAUGAGGCAAAUUGCUGGAGGGUCACAGUCUGGUUUGAAGAAGUUUCUCACCCAGUAUCCUUCACUGUUCACUGUGGAUGGUGAUCAUGUUCACGUGAAUGCCUUCAACUCAGCACCAUCAAAUUCUGAAGAUGGUGACAGUUCCAAGAGAGACUACGCCAAAGAAGCUGUGGAUUAUUUCGUCAACAAACUUCUUCAGUAUGGGGUUGGAACUGAAGUUCCCAUCAAGAGCUUGCUGGGGCAUCGAUCUCAAGCUUCGCCUGAGGUUCGUCAUAUAUCUGGACAACAUGUCAAGGAGUUCCAUGACUUUCUGUGUCGUUAUCCAGAAGCGUUCAUAGUGAAAGAGGACACUGUAAUGCUUAAGCAGUGGGAGGGUAGGGAACCUCAACCUUUCCAUGAACUUGAAGAACCACAUGUUGAUCAAAAAGUCAUUGAUAGGCUUUACUUAUUUUUUGCAAAAGCCAUUGAAAACAAAGGUCCUCAACUUGUUGACCAGUUGUUUCAAAAUGCUGUUAGAGCCUUGCCUGAGGAGUCAUAUCACCACAUCUUCCAGACUUCUCAAGAUCUUGCAACAGUUUUGAAGAUGCGUUCUGAUAUGUUUCAUGUUCAAUCAAAUCUUGUUACAUUGGUGAACCCCAAAAUUAAGACAGAUUCAAGUAUUGAAGCUCACCAGACUGAAGAACAAAAUCAAGCUAAUAAUAAUACCAACUGUGGAAAUAAUGUUAAUAAUAACCAAGGUGGAACAGGAAGUCUUGUUCCAUUGAGUCCCUUACUGCCACCUCCACCAUCAACAAAUGUUCAAAAUCAGUCACUGAAGCAACGAGUUAAUUCUAUUGUAAUGAAGACUCUUGCUGACAAUUCUGAGAAAGACAGAAAUAUUGUGACAGCUUCUUUACCGCCAACAAUUGCAACGAGCACUGCUUCACCAUCACCCACUUUGUCAGCUCAAAGUGUGGAAGCCUACAAGACAAAAGUGUUACAGUCUACCCGUGUCAUCACAAAUGUGAAAGAGAGUCUUCAAGUAAUAGACGAUAUUUUUUCAAGAGUGAAACCUGGUGGACCAACAGUGGCUGUGUCAAUGGACUGUGAGGGCAUUAACUUGGGCACCAAAGGUCAGCUGACGUCCAUUCAACUUGGUUUAAUGACAGGACAUGCUUUCAUCUUCGACCUUGUAACCUGCCCAAGUCUAGUUGACUCUGGCGGCCUUCAGAGACUUCUGCAAUCACAAGAUGUAGUCAAGGUCAUCCACGACUGUCGCGGCGACAGCGUCAAUCUGUACAACCAGUUCCAGAUUACGCUGACGAACGUCUUCGAUACCCAGGCCGGCCACGCCAUCCUGCAGCUGAUGACGACCGGCAAGCCGGUCUACAAGGUGAAGAACGUGUCGCUCAACAACCUGUGCGCCGACUACAACGCGCCGCUGAACCCGCUCAAGGACCAGCUCAAGAACGUGUACCGGCGUGACCAGCGCUACUGGGCGCGCCGCCCCUUCACCAGGGACAUGAUGCUGUACUCGGCGGCGGACGUGCUCUCCCUCGUGCCGCACGUGUACAACGCUAUGGUCAGCCGCAUCACUCCAGAGUACGAGGAGCUCCUGGCCGAGCUGUGCGACGAGCAAGUCUACACGCUCAUCAGGCCGACUGAAGUGAAGCAGCGCAAGAAAGUGAGGAAGCUGAAUUGCGAGAUCGCAGAUUUAAAAAGUAGACUCGCUCAGGCCAAACUAUCCAAGAACAUAGUUUUGAGUAAUCGAGAAAUAAGAUUGCUUAGGUAUCUAGAUCUUACUGAAGAAGAAAAGGAUAAGCUCAGAGGGUCUUACAAAGUUGCCCGAAAACUCGAUAAACUUGAAGGGCGUAAUCAAGACAGGGACAGCAAAAGCGACGACGAUGAUGACGACGAUGAUGACAACGAUGACUGUUACAACGGAGGCCCAGAGAGCAAUGAUUUCAACUCUUUAGAUUCAAAUCAAAAUGCAAGUGGGAAGACAACCCCAUCAGACCACUCGCUUUCUGGUGGAAUCUCAUCUCCUCCUGUUACUUCGCAACCACCAAGUUUAACAUUGCAGCAAGUAGAUGAAAUACUGUCUGGUCGAAAGGACAGACUUGAAGAAAUUGAGAAGAGUCUGGAAAUUUUAUCAGUUGCAACAUCAUUAUCGCCAACACCACCUCAACCCUCAGAUAGAUGUUGCAAUUGCAAGUGCCAUGCUAAGAACAAUAUUGCUGGGAAUCUCAACAUAUCAUCCCGUGUUGAAUUUGGGCCAAUAGGAACAAUUUCAAUCAAACCUUCACCAAGCCCUGCUGGCAGUGCCUGUGAUGCUGCUUGUCAAACAAUGUCAACAGGUGAUGUAGUUAUCACUCACAUGUAUUUUGAUGAGGAGGAGCAAGAGAAAGAAACGUCAUUGAGUGUCUCGCCCAAAAAAUUACCUAAUACCUACAAACAGUGAUUGAGUGUUUCUCAGCUCUGGAACUUCUAAUAUAUAAAGUGAUAAUUGCAUUUUAAGCAGUGGAGCACUUUCUUUGAAAUGAACCCAAAUGCUGUGAAAACUAUAGCAUUGUUCUUUUCUAUUCCUGUCGAUUUCAUCUUUGAUCAUAACAUUUUUAUUCACUGUUUUUAAAUAUCAAUCCUCUUAAAUUCAACACAUGUUCUUCAAUUGCUGGAACAUGGUUCUCUUUCAACUGUGAAAGAGUUGUGUUUUUUUAUAAAUUUUAUGCCCACGGCUGUUAUUUCUAUUUUAUGUGUUUUUUCUUUAUGAUCAUUUGGAUUUGCUACCGACAAAUCUUGUCAUUGUUCUGGCACUUUUACUGCACUUUUUUUUUUGAUAAAUUUGAUGCUUUUAACUCAUGUUGAUGAAUCAAAGUUUUGAAAUUGAUAAAAGUUAGUUAAUUGGCUGUUAAAGUGUAUUUGCACAAAUCCUGAAAAAUGUUGUUAAAGGGGUGUGUAGAGCCUAGCUACAUGACAUGAGUAAACGUUUCUGUUGUCAUCGUACAGGAAUACUUCAAAGGACUUGCAUAUCUUGUGCCUAAUCCACCUUAUGUAUUGAACUCUUUUUUUCUAUUUUUAUUACUGAAAGGGUUGCAAUGUUUGUUAGUUAUGCUGUAGUUCAUUCAUUUUGUUUAAACCUCAAAUGAAUUAAUUGUAUCUUUGUUAUAAUUUUUACUGUAAUUUAUGAGUAUUGUUGCUUGUUAUAACUUUUUCAGUUAUUGAAGAAUGAUCUAUAGCAAGAAGAUGUGUUCUUGUUCGAGUAAUGACCAUCAUGUUUUGAUGUAAUCAAUGAUGUAAAUCAAUAGCAUAUUUAUAGCGUCUUGUUAUCAAUGUAAUAUUUUUCACUCAUAAAUUCAAUGCAUUUUGUUUGACUGCAUUCCUUUAAGUCCGAGUAAUGCUUCAUUCAGAUACAGUUUAACAUGUUUGCUAUGUAAUAUUGCUCCAAAGAUUAGUUUGUGCUUAAUGUUGAUGUUGAUUGGGUAUUAGAAGCCAGAUUUAAAGAGCUAAGGGUUGUAAGUACUUCUGUCAGUGUGAAGUUUAUUGUUAUCUCAAACGUCAUUACUGCAAGUGUGAGGUGCAGUCUUAUGCUAAGUAUUUUUUAAAACUAACUUAUGAUGAACAGUAUAUUAAGGUACCUUUCCCAUUUAAGGAAAUGACUCCUGUGAUCGCUCUUGUAAUAUCAAAAUGUGAUGUGCAAUCAAAGUGGCCAUCAAUUCAUUUAGUUCAUGAAUAUUCUCAUCUGAGAGAAUUCUUGAGCAGCACCAAUUUUAUAUUCACUCUCAAAUGCUUAUAUUUCUGUUUUUUAGAUUACUUUAGUUCAUGAAUUUUUAGGAUUGAUAAAAUCUCUGCAAUAUCCAUCUUAAUUGAUGGUAAUAUAAAAGCCAAUUGUGAUAUUUGCUUGUAUUUUUUUAAUUUGAAAUUAUUUCUUUUGGUGAUUAUAGUGUAACUUGAAGUUUGACUGAUCCACUUGGCACUUCUAAUUAUACUGUCAUUGUUUCCCUAGAAAGUGUUGCGCUUGUGGUAUACUGUAUGUCUACAACUAUAAUAUAUGGCCCAGCACACUUUUUUCUCCAUUUCAAAUUUUGGUCUACAUGUAUUUAAAGUUCUGAUUUGCAGAUGUUUAUUUUAUUUCCUGGAAAGUCGUCUUUUUUGUUGGCUUUAAAAGAUUUUCUUUCAUGAUUUUAAAAUUGCUUAUGAUUUUGUGUCAAUCUUUUCCACCAACCCGCUCAUGUUUUUCUAUGAACCCCUUAUUAAAAUGCUUCCAGGAUGUAAAUAAAGAUUCUUUGUUGUAUGUUUGGUAGUCAGUAUUUUUGUAAUGUUGCACCUUGGACAUGAGAGAUGUACCUUAUAUGUUAAUUACGCAAAGUGCCACAAAUGAAAGCAGUAUUCAUAAUAGCUAUGUUCAAUGCUAUGGUCAAUGUUAAGAGCAACAAAAAUGGUUGAUCUUUAUUUUUCCCACUGUUCAACAUUUAAAGAUGUGCCAUGGCUAUGAUACAUUGAAUUUGUAUGUUAUGAAACCGGUAAACAUUAGGCCGAUUUUCACACCCAUGAUUUUAACAAUGAUGUGGGAAACAUUUCAGUAUUCUGUCAGUCUCAUACCACCUUAAUUUGAAUCCCCUUACCCUCUUUCUCGAAUUUUCUAUAACUUGGCUUCCAUGUGACCAAAUAUCAUGCAAGUACCCGAAGUUCAAUGCCUAUCUCGGAAUACUGUUGUUCUUCUCAAACUAAGAUGGGCUUAAGUGCUUGGAGUUUUGGAUGAGAAGCAGAAGAAUUAUCAGCUAUGUGGGACAAUGUUCUCAAAUCUAAUUUAUUGUAAUGCUGUGGUCUGUAAAAAAUGUCAACACUUUUUCAAAGAUGAAUUGUUUGUUAUGUUAACUUUUUACAUGUUCUGUAUUAUUUAUUUCAAGAAAGCAAGAAAGUUUUUGACUGGGGGCAUAAGGAUAAGGUACAAGCUUUAAUAUCAUUAGAUAUGUUUACUUUCAUAAGUGUGGCCGUAUCAAGGCAAUAUAUUGGAUUGAUUUUUCUCCCUUUUUUUUGUAAUACUGAUGUGGACUAACUCAACCUUAUGAAAUAAUCUUUGUUCUUUAUAUAUGGUGUAAUUUGGUUUGUUUCUUUGAGUAUCCACUAAUUAAAGAUCAACAGAAUCAUUACAUUGGGUAUCUUGAGUUACGUUGAGUUUAUGGCAUCAAGGAAUAGCUCAAAUGAAAUGUUUCAGGAACCUCUAGAUCAACUGAAUAAAAUUGUUAAGUUCUCUUGCUCA
This is a messenger RNA of Frankliniella occidentalis (western flower thrips), 5528 nucleotides long. It is a transcript of the gene egl, whose product is annotated as egalitarian protein homolog. The transcript has 8 exons. Gene Ontology annotation, molecular function: nucleic acid binding; 3'-5' exonuclease activity. The record is from RefSeq and is a predicted model, not a curated record. NCBI's taxonomy places the organism in Eukaryota, Metazoa, Arthropoda, Insecta, Thysanoptera, Thripidae. The coding region runs from base 156 to 2729 and encodes 857 amino acids. Gene Ontology annotation, biological process: nucleobase-containing compound metabolic process.